Messenger RNA from Zingiber officinale, 4214 nucleotides. RefSeq lists its product as uncharacterized. The transcript has 27 exons. The coding region runs from base 166 to 3912 and encodes 1248 amino acids. Gene Ontology annotation, molecular function: protein binding; ATP hydrolysis activity; ATP binding. NCBI's taxonomy places the organism in Eukaryota, Viridiplantae, Streptophyta, Magnoliopsida, Zingiberales, Zingiberaceae. The record is from RefSeq and is a predicted model, not a curated record. Gene Ontology annotation, cellular component: mitochondrial outer membrane.
CUGGGCAAUAAUUACAAAUACGCAUCCCUUCCUUUCCUCCUUGAGCACGAACCCCAAUCCUUCUCCCGUCUCUGCGUUCGAUCGCGCUGCGCUUCGACCUGAUCCCUCGCGGGAGAGGAGCCUCGAAGAGGAGGGCGAAGAGAUCAAGGAAGAAGCGGUGAAGAUAUGGUGGAGACGAGGCGGAGCUCGGCGUCCACGAAACGGCCCCCUUCCGGACCAUCCCCCGCGACUCCCCCGUCUUCGAAACGGCCGAAGGAGGAGGCAGGGGUCUCGCCCAAGAGGCAGCGGGAGGAGUCCCACAAAGAAGCGGCAGCAGCGGCUGACGACCAGCAGUUGAACUCCGAUCAGCCUGGUAAGGACCCUCCGACAGAGGCCGCAACGCAUGAUGAGAAGCAAGGCGAUCCCCCUGGCCACGCAGUCCACAUGCUGGCAGGAGAACGAGCAACCAAGGCGGAAAGCAGGAACCAUGGUCUCAGCUCUGUUGAUAAUUUGACGAAACGAGCAGAAAAAGUACAACAGAAGGCUGCAUGGGCAAAGCUUAUUUCACAACACUCUCAGAACCCCCACCUUCUUCUAUCCAAUCCUCACUUCACUGUUGGCCAAAGCCCGACCUGUAACUUGUGGUUAAAGGAUCCAUCUGCCAGCAAAACUCUUUGCAGAUUGAGACAUUCCCAGCUUGGAGGUGCAUCAGUUGCAAUGCUUGAAAUAGUAGGAAGGAAAGGAUUUGUGCAGGUAAAUGGAAAGAGUUUUGAGAGAAAUUCAAAUGUUGUUCUCAUGGGAGGGGAUGAACUAAUUUUUAGUGCUUCUGGGAAACAUGCUUAUAUAUUUCAGCUACUUAAGAAUAACAAUUCAGCUGUGUCAAUGCCACCUUCGCCGCUUGAUAUUUCGGAACCAAAGGUUCUCUCUGCAAAAGAAGUACAAGUUGAAACCAGGUCUGGAGAUCCAUCAGCAGUUGCUGGAGCUUCAAUACUGGCAUCCCUUUCUAAUAACAUGAAGGACCUUCCUGGUGUUCCUUCAUCACCUAAUGAUGAGAAUGCUCAGGAAGGUUUAGAAAAGCCCGACUUGGAUUCUGUUUGUGAUGCAUCAGAAGAUUGCAAUCCUGAUCUUGAGAAAGGCUCAGAUAUUCUGAAGGAAACUUCUCAAAAUGAUGUGGGUGCUGAGUUUCCAACUGAUAAUCCUGAUGCAGUCAUAUCUUCUGAUCUUGGUGGAGAUGAGGUCAUGCAACUUGAUUGUAUUGGUCCUGAUGCUCAUAAUGAUGAUGAAAUUGGUAAGGUUUCUGCUCUAGACUAUGAAACAAGGCCCUCUUUAAGAAUGCUUGCAGCAUCUCCUACAUCUAAUCUGAAUUUGACUGGAAAUGCAUACAAAGCAUUUGAUGACCAUAGGGAUUUCCUCAAGGAUCUGGAAUCAACAACUUCCAUUCCUACUAAUAGAUGCCAAGCUUUCAGAGAUGGUUUGAAACAAGGAAUACUCAAUCCAAGUGAUAUUCAAGUUUCGUUCGACAAGUUUCCCUACUAUUUGAGUGAAAACCUGAAAAAAAUUCUCAUGAUUUGUGCAUUUAUUCACCUGGAACGCAAGGAAUUCAUAAAAUACGCUGCAGAUAUUUCAUCAGUGAACAAUCGGAUUCUAUUGUCUGGUCCAACAGGAUCUGAAAUAUAUCAAGAAACUUUAAUAAAGGCCCUUGCCAAACAGUUUGCUGCUAGAUUGCUCAUAAUUGAUUCUCUCCUGUUACCCAGUGGAUCAUCUUCUAAGGACUCAGAACCGUUGAAAGAGGUUGUGAGCAUGGACAAACAAGGCAUCUUUUCUAAGCACCGUACUGCACUGAUUGACAGUAUACAACUGAGAAAACCAGCUUCCAGUGUGGAAGCUGAUAUUGUGGGGACAUCUUUAAAUUCACAAUCUCUCCCAAAACAAGAGAUAUCUACUGCAACAUCAAAGAACUACACAUUCAAAGAAGGUGAUAGGGUAAAAUAUGUUGGAUCAUUUCCUUCAUCGGGCUUUCCUCUUCAGGCACCUCAAAGGGGUCCAAAUUAUGGGUACCGUGGGAGAGUAGUUCUUGCUUUUGAAGAAAACGGGUCCUCUAAAGUUGGAGUUAGAUUUGACAAACAAAUUCCUGAGGGUAGCGAUCUUGGGGGCUUAUGCGAGGAAGAUCAUGGAUUCUUCUGUGCUGCUGAUUUACUUCGCCCAGACUUCUCUGGGAGUGAAGAUUUUGAAAAGCUUGCAAUCAGUGAAUUGUUAGAGGUUGUGACAGAAGAAAGUAAAAAUGGUCCUUUGAUUGUUUUUCUCAAAGAUGUUGAAAAAUCUAUAUCUGGAGUUACUGAUUCAUAUAUGACUAUGAAAAACAAGCUUGAGUUGAUGCCGCAAGGUACUCUUAUAGUUGGGUCGCAUUCGCAGGUUGACAAUCGCAAAGAGAAGUCACACCCUGGUGGGCUUCUUUUUACAAAAUUUGGGAGUAAUCAGACAGCCUUGCUUGAUUUGGCUUUCCCGGAUAACUUUGGGAGGCUGCACGAAAGAAGCAAGGAGAUUCCUAAGACGAUGAAACAGCUCUCCAGACUUUUCCCUAACAAAGUCACAAUUCAACUUCCACAGGAUGAAGCACAAUUAUCAGAAUGGAAACAGCAGUUGGAUCGUGAUGUUGAAACUCUUAAAGCCAAGUCUAAUGUGCUGAGUAUACGAUCUUUCUUGAAUCGGUGUGGCUUAGAUUGCAAUGAUAUUGAAGCUGUGUCAAUAAAGGAUCAGACACUUACAAAUGAAAAUGUGGAUAAGUUAGUUGGUUUUGCUCUUAGUCAUCAUGUCGAGAAUAGUAGAAUUGAAGCCUUGCCAAAGGACACAAAGCUCGUUCUCUCCAGUGAAAGCCUUAUGAAUGGGUUAAGUAUGCUGCAGAGCUUUCAAAAUGAUAACAAGAGCUCGAAGAAAUCACUUAAGGAUGUGGUUACUGAGAAUGAAUUUGAGAAAAGACUACUUGCUGAUGUUAUUCCGCCUAAUGAUAUUGGAGUUACAUUUGAUGACAUUGGAGCAUUGGAGAAUGUUAAAGAAACACUGAAGGAGUUGGUGAUGCUUCCCCUACAGAGGCCAGAACUAUUUUGCAAAGGACAAUUAACAAAGCCAUGCAAAGGAAUUCUUCUUUUUGGACCCCCCGGCACAGGGAAAACCAUGCUUGCUAAAGCUGUUGCUACAGAAGCAGGUGCAAAUUUUAUCAACAUAUCGAUGUCAAGCAUCACAUCCAAGUGGUUUGGUGAGGGUGAAAAGUACGUAAAAGCAGUGUUCACAUUAGCCAGUAAGAUUGCCCCGAGUGUGAUCUUUGUUGAUGAGGUUGACAGUAUGUUGGGCAGGAGAGAAAAUCCUGGGGAGCAUGAAGCAAUGCGCAAAAUGAAAAAUGAAUUCAUGGUUAAUUGGGAUGGCUUGCGAACCAAAGAUAAAGAACGUGUUUUAGUUCUCGCUGCCACAAACAGACCAUUUGAUCUUGAUGAGGCUGUUAUAAGGAGACUUCCUCGAAGAUUAAUGGUAAAUUUACCAGAUGCAUCAAACAGAGAGAAGAUUCUGAGAGUAAUAUUGUCAAAAGAAGAGUUAUCACAAGAUGUUGAUCUUGACAUUCUUGCAAAUAUGACUGAUGGGUACUCAGGAAGUGACCUGAAGAAUCUCUGUGUAACUGCUGCACAUUGCCCCAUCAGAGAGAUUUUGGAGAAAGAAAAGAAGGAAACGAUUUCAGCAAUUGCAGAAGGUAGAUCUCUACCUAUUCCAUAUGGAAGUGGAGAUAUUCGUCCCUUGAACCUUGAAGACUUCAAAUACGCACAUGAUCAGGUGUGUGCAAGUGUGUCAUCUGAAUCUACAAAUAUGAAUGAGCUUCUUCAGUGGAAUGAACUCUAUGGUGAAGGAGGGUCAAGAAAGAAGAAUUCAUUAAGCUACUUCAUGUAGGAGACCUCCAUUUUGUGUAUAUCCCUUCUGAAAUCCCUUUCACCAAGCUAGCUAAUCUGCCGAUCAAAGUAGUGGCUUCUCUUGUCAAUCUUGUAUCUAUUUUUCAUAGCUGUUAUUUAUCAACUGUUAAUUUUUAUCAAACGCAACUCAAUGUUUAUCGAGGUGGUAUAAUCCAUAGUUUUUUUUUCCCGUUACCUGUAAUUUUGGACCUCAACAUGGUUGAAGGCUUAUUUAUCUGUACAUGAUCAUGGUUAAAAAAAAUAAAGGGCCUAACUAUAUAGGGUUGGGUUCUUGUUAAUCGA